Messenger RNA from Cicer arietinum (chickpea), 1955 nucleotides. RefSeq lists its product as uncharacterized. The record is from RefSeq and is a predicted model, not a curated record. Gene Ontology annotation, molecular function: protein binding. NCBI's taxonomy places the organism in Eukaryota, Viridiplantae, Streptophyta, Magnoliopsida, Fabales, Fabaceae.
UUAAUUCGGUUAAUUGAUAAAAAUUUAGUUAAUAUUUUGUGUGAGUUUGAAACCUCUUCUAAUGUGAGAAUCUCGUGUUGAAAUAUUUAGAAAAUAUAGGUACAAAAAUUGGGAUAAAAAUAAAUUAAAAAUUGUAAGAUUGACGAGAAGAAAGAGACAGAGGGUGUGACGAGGAUUGCUAUUAAAGAAACUAAAGAACCACAUGAUCUUGUUACUUACGGUUUUUAACUUUAGAAACAUAAAACAAGACAUAGAAGAAGGGAGUGAAAAACAAUGGAAGGAACGAUCAAAUUAGACGGUUGUGGGUACGAGGUUACAACUUCAUCUCACCUCUGCGUUUCAGUCAUUAACUCCUACUACCAUCAGGUUCUGAGCUACGGUAGAGAGAGAUGUGUGAUUCUGGAAGCAGUGGUCCAUGAUAACUACUGUGUAUUAGCCAACACCUUAGUAGCUCAUUUUCUCUACUCCUCCGAUUCUUCUAAAGCUGCUUCUUAUCUUCAUACGGCUAAGUCCCACCUCGAACAUGCCACGUUGUACGAGAAACUAGUUUUUGAUGUCAUCAGUUAUUUAAUGUCAGGAGAUAGAGACGAUGAAGUAUCUGUUGAGUUGCAUUCUAAGCUUCUGAAGGAGUUCCCAAGAGAUUUGGUUUCUCUAAAGAGAGCACAAAUCUUGUGCUUCUACAUGGGUCGGCCUGAUCUUUCUUUAUCCCUUGUUAAUAAGGUUCUACCUCAAAACGAAGGAGAAAAUUACAUAUAUGGCAUGCUUGCUUUUCCUUUGUUGGAGCUUGGAAAAAUGAAAGAUGCUGAGAAAGCUGCCAAAAGAGGAUUUGAAAUCAACAAGAAAGAUGGCUGGUCACAGCAUGCUUUAUGCCAUGUUCUUCAAUACGAGUGCCGUUUUAGAGAAGCUGUUAAGUUCAUGGAAGAAUGUGCAUCAUCAUGGAAUUCUUCUUCAUCUUUCAUGUUGACACACAAUUGGUGGCAUGUUGCACUUUGUUUCUUAGAAGGCAAUGCUCCAAUGCAAAGAGUGCUCGACGUAUAUGACAAUUAUAUAUGGAAGGAGUUAGAAAAACCCGAUGCUGCAGUUCCUGAGGUUUACUUAAAUGCCGUGGCUCUGCUUCUGCGGUUGUGUGUACGCGAUGAAUUGAACUUCUUGGGCGAUCGGCUCAAGAUGCUUGCAGAUCGCCUAGCUGAUCAAGCAAACUGGUAUUUAGAGUGGCACCUUGAUGUAUUGACAGUUUGGGCUUUGGCAAAGACUGGACAAAUUUCUAAGGCAGAAGAUCUUCUCAAGGGCUUAAAAGACAGGCUUUCAAGGAUGAAUAAAAAGAAGCAACAAAUAAUGCAGAAAGGAAUGAUGCUUGCAGAAGCACUAUAUGCAUAUGAAAGAGGUAACUAUAAACACGGAUUGGAGUUACUUGGUCCAGAUUUUGAUGCCAGUGAAUGCAAGGUAAUUGGUGCAUCUGAUGAACAAGUUGAUGUAUUCAAUGAAGUUUGGUACAUCAUGUUGCUGAACAGCGGAGACGUAACCAAGGCAAUUGAAGUGAUUGAGAAGCGAAUCAAGAAGAGAGACGGCACUGCUUUCUUAUGGCUUUUGUUGGAGAGAGGAUACAAACUAGCAAAGAGACCAGAAGAAGCUGGAAUUGCAAAUGAGAAGGCCAAGGUUUUGGAGAGUGCUUAUUUUUAAUUAAGAGAAUAAUCACAUAAUCAAAACAUAUCUAGUUCUUUGUGAAAUGUGAAUGCAUAAGCUACCAAUACAAAAAAGCGAGUCCUUAGCUUGGUGCAACAUAUUAUAAUGAAAUAAAUGUAAUUCAUAUAUAGCAUAUAAAAAAAUUAAUGCAACUCACGAAUCAUGAGUUAUGACAAUGACAAUGAUGCUUUGCUUGUGGUUGGUUAGGAGGUGCCUCCUUCCCCUCUCUUUUUCAUGAAUGAAAAAUUGAGUUAAUAUCUUGAACGCUUUUA